AUGGUAGCGCUUUUUACACGUGUCAGUAACGGCGGUUGGUGCCACGUCGAUGCCGAGAGGCUGGAGCCGAGAGUGGAGGAGAAGGGCGGGUACUUCGUGCUGAAGGAGAAGUUCAGGCAGGGGAUAAACCCUCAGGAGAAGUUGAAGAUCGAGAAUGAGCCGAUGAAAUUGUUCAUGGAGAAUGGAAUUGAGGAGCUCUCGAAAAUCCCGCUCGAGGAGAUCGAGCAGUCGAAGCUCAGCAAGGACGAUAUUGACGUCAGGCUCAAAUGGCUCGGCCUCUUUCACAGGAGAAAGCAUCAGUAUGGCCGGUUCAUGAUGAGGCUGAAGCUCCCGAACGGCAUCACAACAAGCGCCCAAACCCGAUACUUAGCCAGCAUCAUCCGGAAGUACGGCAAAGAUGGCUGUGCUGACAUCACCACCCGGCAAAACUGGCAGAUUCGUGGCGUGGUCUUGCCUGACGUGCCCGAGAUUCUAAACGGGCUCGAGAAAGUCGGGCUCACGAGCUUACAGAGUGGAAUGGACAAUGUAAGAAACCCGGUUGGGAACCCGCUUGCAGGUAUCGACCCGCACGAGAUAAUCGACACGAGGCCAUACAACAAUUUGCUGUCUCAGUACAUAACAGCAAAUUCGCGCGGCAAUCCUGCUUUUACUAACUUGUAA
Molecule: messenger RNA, 660 nt
Organism: Striga hermonthica
Lineage: Eukaryota; Viridiplantae; Streptophyta; Magnoliopsida; Lamiales; Orobanchaceae
Source: the annotation of a GenBank genome assembly